Molecule: messenger RNA, 282 nt
Organism: Plasmopara halstedii
Lineage: Eukaryota; Oomycota; Peronosporomycetes; Peronosporales; Peronosporaceae
Exons: 2
Coding region: 1-282 (93 amino acids)
Source: RefSeq, a predicted model, not a curated record
AUGAAUUUAACAGACUUUGCAUCAACGAUCAAGUACCCAUCGAAUUCAUACAAGCUUGAUGAGAUUACCGCAGUCUCAGCAACAUUGUUUUACAGCGAUCAUCGACUAGGGGAUAGUAAGAUUAGUAUCCCUGACACUGAAGGACGGGACUAUAAUCGUAUUCAGGGUCUUGUAAAAGAUCAUUUCAAACAGUAUUGUGCAUUCAAGAACUUUGAAUAUUCGCUUCCGCUGUUCAAAUCAUUCGAGCCAAUUGAUAUUCUCAAGUUUGGAGGAAUGCUUUGA